Molecule: messenger RNA, 373 nt
Organism: Dentiscutata erythropus
Lineage: Eukaryota; Fungi; Glomeromycota; Glomeromycetes; Diversisporales; Gigasporaceae
Source: the annotation of a GenBank genome assembly
AUGUAUUCACAAAAGGAAUACAAGCCAAUAUAUGGGUCGUUUACUAACAGGGAAGACAUUGAUGCAAUAAUAACGAAUACCAAAAUAUUAACACCAAAAAAAGUUCCUUAUACCAUAGGAUGCCCACCGCUUAAAAGAGGUGGUAAAAGGAUGGCUUCAUCCAAACCACAAAACUGUGAUACGGAAAGUCAAUCAAUACAUUACUCUGAAGUAUCAAAAAUCAAAAAUUCAUUAAUGUCACAGACAUCUUCGACAACCACAACCAUUAUACCCAUUGCUAGUCGAUCGGUUGAUCCUGUUAAUACAUCAAUAACGACACCUGAUCUGUCAACAACUACGCAGUCUUUUACAUGCAACCAAUCCUCCAACGAUA